AUGGAGAAGGCGAAGGCGUACAUAAAGAGCUCGCUGGGCGCUAGCAAGCCGGCGUCUCCUGCUCGCGAGGCGGACGCCGAGCCGCGAGUCUGCUUCGUGUGCGGCGGGGCCGGCCUCGGCGACUGCUACACCGUGCGGGUCAAGCCUGGACCACAGAGUUCGGAACCGUACUUCCCGUUCCUGGGCGCUCACCCGCCUCCUGCUGGGUACCGCGCGGACGACAGCGAGGAGGAGGGCACAGUGCGCUGCUGCUGCGUUUGCUACACCUUCCUACGCCAGCAGUGGGAGCAGUACGACCGCGAGAACAAGCCGCACUCGCAGCGCUUCUACUGGAUGAAGCGGCUCGAUGGCAAGCCGUUCAUUGGCGCCGACAUGUCGUUCCAAGGGGAGUACGCUGCGCAGGUGUUGGGCCUGGGCGCGGAGACUGGAGGUCGGGACGAAUCUGGAACUCCGGGAGCUGCGGGCGCCGCGAGCGCAACCGCGGCUCGUGCCGCUGAGCCGCCGCCCCCCGCGCCCCCCACCACCACCACCACCAGCGCCGCGCCCGCCACCACGCCACGCCCCAAGGACCUAGAUACGAACCACAACGCCAAGUUUAACAACCAGCGGUACGGCGGCGCGGGCGAGGACGAGGGCGUGCUGGACCUGCGCGCGCGCGACCCGUCCGUCAUCUCGGUGGGCUCGCAGCACUCCGGCGUCUCCGAGCCCGCCGGCUUCCUCGACGCCGUCAGGUCGACUGUGUCGGUGUAUUCGGGCAACUCCAACUCGAGCUCGGACCGUGACAUCUUAGACUUGUCUAUGCCGGACAAGAACUCCAUGACGGAGGUGUGCUACGUGUGCGGCGACGAAUACAAGCGCGGGACGCUCUGCAAUCUUAAUACCAAGGAGCCCAAGGACAAAAUGAACAAGCAGGCGUACUUCCCGAUCUUCGGCGAGCAGCAUCCGAGGCCGCCGCGCUCGCGGCCCAAGGACGCGCAGGGCACCGUGCGCGCCUGCGCCGCCUGCCACCACCACCUGCUGCAGCAGUGGAACACCUACCAGGCCCGCGGCGUGGCGGCGCACGAGCGCGUGUACACGCUGCGCGCGCGGCCGCCGCGGCCGCCGUCGCUGCUGCCGCCGUCGCCGCUCAGCCUGGCGUCGUCGGGCGACAAGUCGCUGGCGGCGGCGGCGCGCUCGCCCUCGCCGCCCGCGCCCGCGCCCGCCGCGCCGCUCGCCACGCUCGCCCCGCACACCGCCAGCUUCGUGUGCUACGUGUGCGGCGUGCCGGCGCCCAGCAGCCAGCUGCGCCUCGUCUACUGCUGCGCCAACCCCGAGCGCGAGCCCUACUACCCCUUCAUCACCGCGCUCAAGCCGCACCCCGACGCGAGCCCCAUCAGCCCGCAGGGAAUGGUACAAAUAUGUGCCUCGUGCUACAAGAGCAUCCCGCACAAAUACCCCGCGUACGGCGAGAACGGAGAGCCCAACGCCGCGCACAACAACACGCAUACAAACAAUAUUAGGUUUAAGCCAUACGAUAUGAAGAGUUCUAGUUCCAGUCAAUCAAAUAAGCGGCCCUCUAACGCGCUCUCGAGUAGUCCACAGAGCCAAAUUAUCUCCGGGGAGAAUGGCAUGGGAUUGUACAGGUGCUACGUAUGCGCGGGCCUGUUCCCGCAGCAGUCGAUGGAGUGGCUGUCGACGACCGCGGAGUACAUGAACUCGCACGCGAUGCACUUCCCGUGCCUGGUGUCGGCGGGCGCGGGUGGCGGGGGCGCGGGCGGGGGCGGGGCGCGCGGCGGGCGCGUGCUGGCGUGCUCGCGCUGCGUGCGGCACCUGGCGCGCCAGUGGGAGCUCAUGGACGCGGAGCGCGUGCCGCUCGAGCACCGCAGGUACAACAUCCCAUCGCCGCUGCCAUCAAAUUCAUCGAUGAAUGGCGAGCGAGUGAUACCCACCCCACCUUCAACCACGUCGGAUAGGACCGUUGCCAGUAAUAGUGUUUGUACGUCAAUAUAUUGCUUCCUUUGCGGGUUGCAUUCGGAUUUCACGCUGGCGCGGAUAUUGUACGGCCAACCUCAGGGCAACGCGCCCUACUUCCCUUGUUUAUUGACUCAUCAGAGUCACCCCAACGCUGAGCAGUUAAGGGAAAACGGCUCGGCUCUAGUCUGCACUUUUUGUUACCAUUCACUGCUAAGUCAGUGGAGGAGGUACGAGGCGCUGGGCGGGUACCCGGCGGAGCGGCGCGUGUACAACACGCACGACUACCACUGCCACCUGUGCGGCAUCAAGACCUACCGGAAGCGAGUGCGGGCGCUGCCCAUCAAGGAAUUUCCAUUUUUAGUUCAAAGGCGGAAUGAAAAUUCAUUAUUAUUAGAAAAUGGCGACUACGCAGUAGUAUGUUUAGACUGUUACGAAAGUUUAAGGACGCAGGCGCAGGACUACGAGCGGCGCGGCGUGCCGGUGGACAAGCGCGAGUACAACUGGCUGCAGCAGCCGCCGCCGCCCGAGGACAGCGCCGACGUCACCAUCGCGCGCCUGCCCUCCGGAGACCGCUCCGACAAACUGAUCCCACAAUCCCUGGUGGUGUCGCGGAGUUCAUCAAAACGGAAUAGCCCAAAGCAAACGACGACAUUGCCCGACAGAAGAUUGGCGUCCACGAAGAUUGAGAAAUCAGAUCAAGGUGUGAGCGCGAACAAGAUCGCGAAGCGAACGGAUCUCGCCCCGAACAAGGGUGGUCCGUUCGCGGCGGCGUUGCGAACGCUCGCUAAAAACGCUGGCCCCGACGCCAAGGAUGGGACGGCGGCGGUCGAUCGGGAGGCGAAGGAGAAACCUCCGGCGCCAUCGAAACGUGCCUCGCCACAUCAUCUGUCUGCUAGUGGGUUCCAGCCCUAUCGACCUGAUGACAGAUUAACUCAUCCAGCGGCGGCAUCAUUUCCCCUUCUGGAACCUACCGCAUAUUCCCCUUACGCUCAUCCCGGCCUGUAUUCGAGUGCGGCGCUGCAAUACAGGCUAGCGGCGGAAGAGCAGAUGUAUCUGGAGCGGAUGUUCCGCAGCGGCGUGGGUGUCGGCGUGGGCUGGCUGCCGCCGUACGCGCUGUACCCGCCGCUGGCGCCGCCGCUGCCGCUCGUGCCGCACGCGCCGCACGCGCCGCACGCCGCGCACGCCGCACACGCCGCGCACGCGGCCCACGCCUCGCACGCGGCGCACGCAGCGCACGCCGCACACGCGGCUCACGCGGCGCACGAGGAACGGGACAAGGAGCUGGCGCUGCAGCGGGAACGGGAGAGAGAGCGAGAGAGGGAGAGGGAGCAGCGGGAUAAGGAACAGAGGGAGCGAGUCGCGCGCGAGAAGGAAUCGCGGCGCGAGGAGCAGCGCUCGCUGCAGCAGCGCGCGCCGCUCUACCGCCCCUACCGACACGACGCGCCCGCGCCGCCGCACGCCUCGCCGCACGCCGCCCCGCACGCCCCUCAGCACGCCCCGCCGCACGCCCCGCAGCACGCCCCGCAGCACGCCCCGCAGCACGCCCCGCAGCACGCCGCGCUGCACGCGGCGCCGCACGAGCCCGAGCGCGGUGAGAGCGCAGACGCGCCCGCGUGA
Messenger RNA from Parnassius mnemosyne (clouded apollo), 3570 nucleotides. Lineage: Eukaryota; Metazoa; Arthropoda; Insecta; Lepidoptera; Papilionidae. The record is from the annotation of a GenBank genome assembly.